GAACCGCAAACCUUUUCCCUUUUUAUCUGCCCAAACCUUCCUUAAUCAACAAUAAUAAUUACUAGUAAUAAUUUUAUAAUAUAUAAUCCACUAUCUUUUUUUGUGGGUUUUUUUUUUCUUUUUUCUUUAUGGUUCACUGUUUUGAAUUCCAAAAUGGGUUUACAAACUCAUGAGGAGAAGAACGGGGAAAAGACUUUGUAAUUUCCCCAAUUUAUAGAAGCAAAAUAGCGAUACCCAUUUCUUGAUUUUCUCUAGUCUCUGAAAUUGGUUGCUGUGAUGAGUAAACUAAGCUGUUUAAGUGCUUCCUGCACUGAGUGUAUAGGAAUACAGUCUUCUUAUAGCUCUGGCAAGGGUAGAAACCAUGACGGCCACAUUAGAUAUGGCUUCAGCUUAGUGAAAGGGAAAGCUCUUCAUCCCAUGGAAGACUACCAUGUUGCUAAGUUUGUGCAGAUAGAUGAACACGAGCUUGGAUUGUUUGCUAUUUAUGAUGGUCAUUUGGGGAACGGGGUGCCUUCCUUUCUGCAAAAACAUUUGUUGGAUAACAUCUUAAAGGAGGAUGAGUUUUGGGUGGAUCCAGGCAGAGCAAUCGCGAAGGCCUAUGAGAAAACUGACGAAGCAAUACUUUCAAACAGUUCCAAUUUGGGGCGAGGGGGGUCAACAGCUGUUACGGCAGUGUUGAUAAAUGGGCAACGGUUGUGGGUGGCUAAUGUGGGAGAUUCACGAGCCGUUCUUUCUCAGACAGGUCAGGCCCUUCAGAUGACAACUGACCAUGAACCAAAUACUGAACGAGGCAGCAUUGAAAGGAAAGGAGGAUUUGUCUCAAAUAUGCCAGGGGAUGUUGCGAGAGUGAAUGGGCAACUUGCUGUUUCUCGUGCGUUUGGAGAUAAAAGUCUUAAAUCGCAUUUGCGAUCCGACCCAGAUAUUCAAGAUAGACAUGUCGAUGGAAGCUAUGACCUCCUUGUCCUCGCAAGUGAUGGCCUCUGGAAGGUAAUGGAUAAUCAAGAAGCAGUAGACAUUGCUCGAAGAGUUAAAGACCCCCAGAAAGCCGCUAAGCAACUCACAGCCGAAGCACUGAAGCGAGACAGUAAAGACGAUAUAUCUUGCGUUGUCGUUAGAUUUAGGAGAUAAAAUAUUUGCAGGCCAUUGCUGCUCAAGUAACUUGAAGAAGGAGAGUGGUUUCGUGUUUUCACAUCCAGUGUGCUAGUACAAAAACGAAUAAAUUGGUACAAUAUAAUACCUUUUUGAGUAGACAUGGCCGAAACCUUGUGGAGGUUAUGAAAAACGAAAAUGGUAACGGGAAUAAGUGAUUGGAAGCAAGCCCUGUGUGAGCUUAAUCUGUUCAAGUUUUUUCGUGUCGUGCCAUCAUCCAUUCGAGCAGAUUGGAAGUUGUGCGGGGCCGAAUGCCAUUUGGUGAAGUUCAAUAUUACUUGAGCAUCAUGAACCUGGUGAUUUGCUGAAUGAAUUGGCAAAAUUAGGUUUCAAAUUGUCAAUGGCUAUUGGUGUAUAUUUGGAUUUAUUGUUGAUUGUGAUUUGUGAAUUGUGAAUUGGAACCACCAAGCAUGCCCCUAUGGUGUGUUUGGCUAAGAUUACUCCGGAUUAUUAAAUUUGUAUAAUAUACUUUUUUUAUGCGUAUGGUAGAGGCUAUAUAUA
Molecule: messenger RNA, 1650 nt
Organism: Ipomoea nil (Japanese morning glory)
Lineage: Eukaryota; Viridiplantae; Streptophyta; Magnoliopsida; Solanales; Convolvulaceae
Product: probable protein phosphatase 2C 10
Exons: 6
Coding region: 277-1128 (283 amino acids)
Biological process (GO): protein dephosphorylation
Cellular component (GO): cytosol; nucleus
Molecular function (GO): protein serine/threonine phosphatase activity
Source: RefSeq, a predicted model, not a curated record